Messenger RNA from Drosophila biarmipes, 1148 nucleotides. Its product is annotated as antigen 5 like allergen Cul n 1. The transcript has 3 exons. NCBI's taxonomy places the organism in Eukaryota, Metazoa, Arthropoda, Insecta, Diptera, Drosophilidae. The record is from RefSeq and is a predicted model, not a curated record. The coding region runs from base 27 to 1028 and encodes 333 amino acids.
UAGUUAGUUUAGAAGGGAAUAUAAAGAUGUGGAGUUCUUUCUACGUUGCAGCCGGACUAUUCCUUCUUUUCAACCUGGAUGUUGUUAAACUGCUACCCAGAACAAACUAUUGUACUUUAAAAAACUGUCCAGCCGACAAGGUGUUACCACAUAUUGGCUGCAAUAAUGAGGGAAACUGGUCGUCACAGUGUGGAACGAAGCCGAAGGUAGUUUUCUUAUCCAAGAAAACUCAGAAAUUCAUCUUACACUAUCACAACACAUAUCGCGACAUUGUGGCCGGAAGCAAGUUCCACAGGUUGCCCAACGCAGCUCGCAUGCUCAAAAUGAAGUGGGAUAGCGAACUGGCAUUCCUGGCCGAGCUCCUUGUGAUACGCUGUGACCUCCAACCCACGAAGCACUGUAUUUCCACGGAAGUAUUCUCCUCGCCGGCAUACCACGCGGUCUACAACAAGUUCAAGGCGAACUCGAGUAAACUUAGGAUUAUACGAUCCCAGCUGAAUGCCUGGUACGACCAGUACAAGCACGUCUCCGCACCCAGUUUAAUAGAUGGACUGUCCACUGAUAACAAGGAGAUCGGACACUUCCUGAGAAUGAUGGUGGGCCCAAGCAACCGGUUGGGGUGCGCCAUAGCCAGGUUCAAUAAGGAUGGAUGGACCCACCAAUGGCUAUCCUGCCUGUACAGCUGUUCACCCAAGAAGCACUCCCUGUUGUACGAGUAUUCUGCCAAGCCCGCCAUGUAUUGCACCACCGGCGUCGAUGGGAACUUCCAGCAUCUUUGCAAUGCCUCAGAGCCCGUGGUGGACUGCAAGCACUCUGAGUUGUUCAAGGAAGUGAUUACCAACGAUACUGCAUCGCUCAUCAGGGGUAUGAUGAACCAGCAGGUCAAGUCCAGGACUCUGUGUAGCAUCUGUAGUAUUUGCUGCCGGUGGUGGGAUUGGGCGGCAGGUACUUGGCAACUGGUAAAGAGUACUUGGAGUACCAUAACCGGCGGGGGUGGUGGAGGCGGUGAAGAGGGAGGUGGAGAAUGAAGUGAAGAAUAUUAGUGUUCUUAAACGCUUUGAAAUCCUUUGGAGUAUUCUUCUCAAGAGCUAUUCAUUUUUAAAAACUUUUAAAAGGGAAAACAAAAAAUAAAUGUAUUGAAAAAUCUU